Messenger RNA from Linum tenue, 5151 nucleotides. Lineage: Eukaryota; Viridiplantae; Streptophyta; Magnoliopsida; Malpighiales; Linaceae. The record is from the annotation of a GenBank genome assembly.
ACUUGCGUUGAUUUGAUUUCUUACUUUCCCUCAGGUUUUCUCCAUAAUCUCCCUGUGAUUGAUUUCGUAAACACAGCAACAAUGGCGACGCCGAAAGAGCACAUCGAGCAACUUCGUCGUCGGACGUUCUCGAUAGGAGAGGACGAGGAAAAUCCGUUGGCCGCCAUGCUCGAUCAAGCGGUCAAGUACCUCUCCGCUGAACUCUACGCUAAGGACGUCCACUUUCUGAUGGAGCUAAUACAGAACGCCGAAGAUAAUGAGUACUCGGAGGGAGUUGGUCCUUCACUUGAGUUCGUCAUAACGUCGCGGGACAUCACCGGAACCGGAGCUCCGGCGACGCUGCUGGUGUUCAACAACGAGAAGGGAUUCUCGGCGAAGAAUAUCGAGUCCAUCUGCAGUGUGGGAAAUUCCACCAAGAAAGGAAACAGGAAACGCGGCUACAUUGGGGAGAAAGGAAUUGGGUUCAAGAGCGUGUUUCUGAUCACUUCUCGGCCUCACAUAUUCAGCAAUGGAUAUAAGAUUCGGUUCAAUGAGAAGCCACGCCCACCCUGCAAGCUUGGGUACAUUGUUCCUGAGUGGGUUGAUGAUGACAAGCCUUCUGUUGCAGAUAUACAACAAGUGUAUGGUUCAUCCAGACUUCCCACCACUGCAUUGGUAUUGCCCUUGAAGCCUGACAAGGUGAAACCAGUGAAGGAGCAGCUGUCCAGUGUUCAUCCUGAAGUCUUGCUGUUUCUUUCAAAGAUAAAGCACCUUUCUGUGAGGGAAGAGAAUGAAAACCCCAAGCUCAACACGGUUACUGCUAUUGCUAUUACUAAGGAGGUUGAUUACGUGUCUAGGAAGAACAUUGAUGCUGAGUCCUACACCCUUCAUCUUUCGGCUGAGAGUAACGGUGAAAGUAAUGAUGGCCAGUGCAGCUACUAUAUGUGGAAGCAGAGGUUUCCGGUGAAAAGAGAAAAUAUUGUUGAGCAGCGAAUGGAUGUGGAGGAAUGGCUGGUGACUUUAGCUUUCCCUUAUGGAGAGCGUCUUCACAAAGGAGGGCAUUCACCUGGAAUCUAUGCAUUUCUUCCUACGGAAAUGUUUACUAAUUUUCCCUUCAUCAUUCAAGCUGAUUUCAUUCUGUCGUCGUCCAGGGAAGCCGUGCUGCUUGAUAACAGAUGGAAUCAAGGGAUCCUCGGAUGUGUCCCGACAGCAUUCGUUAAUGCGUUAGCUGCUUUGGUCAAAACCAGCGAAGAUGCUCCAAUUUCUAGUUUGCCUCCGAUGUUUCGGUUUUUGCCUGUCGAGACCUCUACUUAUCCCUUCCUAAAUGUUGUGAGGGAGUCGAUUCAAUCGAAGUUAGCUGAGGAGAGCAUUGUGCCGAGUGAAUCUUAUAAGGCUCAGAAGUACUUUCACAAACCCCGUGAAGUUAGUCGGCUUUUGCCUGCUUUCUGGGACAUCCUGAAGAAGGCCAGGCAGGAAAACGUCAAUUUUCAGAAUCUUUCAUCCCACGGAUGCUAUAUCCUUGCUUCUUCCUUUGACCUGAAGGAUUUAUACAUAGAGCUUCUUCAUUUCAUCGCUGCGAAUUGGUCAACAAACUUGAGGAACGCAAAUUUGACGGGUGUACCCCUGCUGAGACAUGUUGCUACUAAUGGGGAUGUGGGUAUCUGCAGCAUCAAUGAAUCAGCCUACAAGAAAAGUGGGAGGGUGCUGUGUCGAUCAAAGGAAUCUGAAUAUGCAGCAUUGCUUAUUGGUUGGAAUAAAGUGUUUUGGCACAUAACACCUUUCUUUUUCUUUCCAAAAGCAACACAAGAUGCGCUCAGGUCAUUUGAAAGGAGGAAAACUGUACUAGAAUGGCUUAAAUCUGUAGCAGGGCUUCAUGAGUUGAACUUGUAUGGAUAUUCAAGUUCUCUUAGGGAUCAUUUAGGUACUGACCAGAAGCUUGCAGUGGCAUAUGCUCACUUGCUGUAUCGUUCACACUCUGCUGAAUAUCUGUCAGACCAGGAGGUGGAUAAUCUGUGUAAGGACAUGCCACUUGUUGAUAGCUACGGCAAUGUAAUAAAAGCUCGGGAUCAUGUAGUCCUCAUUCCUGGUAGUGAAAGUAGAUGGUUGGAUUUGAUUGGUUCAAAUCCAUGGAGACGAGAGGGUUUCAUUGAGUUAGGCGAAGAGUACUUACAGCAAGCACUUUUUUGUGGUCAGGCCUCCGGGGGCAAACCAUUAUUGGAGUUUCUUAAAACUCAUGUUGGAGCUUCUGAUAUUCCACAUUUAUCUCCUCCAAAUGCGGAGAUCCCUACAGUUUCAGGACCACUUACCAAGCAUAAUGCAAUUUGGUUGUUGUAUUGGAUUACUCAUCUCAUAUCCUAUCGAAUACCAAUACCGGAUAAGUUCUUGACUUGCAUAAGCAAUGGUAGCUGGUUGAGGGUUACAAUGAAUGGGUCUUCUGGUUAUAAGCCACCAUCGCAGUCGUUCCUGCUUUCCUCGAAGAAGAAAAACUCUAAAUGGGGAAGCAUUUUACAGGAUGGAUCUGUGGUAGUUGAUAUUCCUCUAGUGGAUAUGAAUUUUUAUGGUGAAGAUAUUGUAAACUACGAGGCGGCACUCAAAAAAAUUGGAGUGAUGUUUGAGUACGACCAAGCAUGUGAAUAUAUAGGUCGCCGCCUCAUGUCACAUGUUAAUUCCUCCACUUCGACAAAAAGCACCGUAUUUUCAAUGCUUAAGUUCAUCAGAUUUCUAAGAGAAAAAUUCUUGGAUCCAGAUCAAUUUAUUUCAAGCAUAAAAGGAGGGAAGUGGUUACUGACGACAACACAUGGUUACCGCUCUCCUGAUGAAUGUGUCCUGCUUAAGGGGCAGUGGGCAGUUGCAGAUCAGAUCAGUGAACUUUACUUCAUCAGUGAUGCUUAUUAUGGGCCGGAAAUUAAUUCUUUCGAAAAUGAACUCAAGAGUCUUGGUGUUAAAGUUCGAUUGGCAGGUAGUCACGAUCUUAUCGUCCAGCACUUGAAAUCGAGUGCUUGCUUGUCCUGUGGUUUGACAAAAGAAGCUCUUAUCCUGAUUCUUGAAUGCAUGCGUAAAGCCAAGAAUGCUGCUUCCAAAGUUGCCACUAUACAGCAAGCUAGAUGUUUGAAGACCAAUGUUGGUUAUAGGUCUCCUGGCGAAUGCUUCUUGUUCGACCUUGAAUGGGGCUGCCUUCUGGAGGUUUUUCGGGGUUCCUCCCCUAUCAUUGAUGGCAAGUUCUAUGGUGACGAAAUCAUCGACUACAAGUCAGAACUGAAACAACUGGGGGUGAAGGUUGACUUCGAGGAUGCCACAAAAGCUUUCGUGAGCACUUUCAAUCAGCAGGCAUCUUUGUCAAAGAUCACAAAGGACCAUGUACUUUCAUUUCUCUCCUGCUACAGACGUCUGAAGGGAAUCAAGCGACCUCUCUCUGAUAUCAAAACCUGCAUCCGGUCCCAGAAGUGGCUCCGGACAAGGCUUGGUGUUUAUAGAUCUCCAACAGAGUGUAUUCUGUUCGGCCCUGAAUGGGAAUCUCUCCUUGCAAUUACCCGCCUUCCUUUCCUCGAUGAUAGUUACAGCAAUAAUGGCUACGGAAAGAACAUUAUUGACGAGUAUGCAAAAGAGCUAAAGCUUAUCGGGGUGGUGGUUAGUUUGAAAGACGGGGCUAAGUUUGUUCCUUCCUGUCUUUAUUUCCCUGAGGAUCCAUCCACCAUCUCUCCCUCAAAUGUCCGUUCACUGUUAGAAUGCAUCAGGAUUUUAUUGGAGGAGAAAGAAUAUUCAUUUCCCAAGUCUUUUAUUGACAAAGUUUCUGGAGAAUGGUUGAAAACUGUUUUUGGUUACAGGGCUCCAAAGAACAGCUGCUUGUUUGAUUCCAGUUGGGAGACGAUGGGUCUGAAGCAUAGUGAUGGACCUUUCAUUGAUGAAUCCUUUUUGGGCCCUGAAAUUGCAUCAUAUAAGGAAGAGCUGAGGAAGAUAGGAGUUUGCGUUGACCCAGAAGAAGUAUGCAAGCUACUUGCUAGACAACUUGAUGAGCACUCCGAAUCAACUGCCAUAGUUAGGAUAUAUGAUUUCUUGAGACAACAGAAAUGGAAACCAGAAAAUGAUCAAACCGCAUGCAGGAUUUGGUUUCCUGAUAGUGGGUGUCGCUCUGGGGAGUGGGUAAAUCCAGAAGAUUGCGUGCUGCAUGAUAAAGAUGGUCUCUUUGGUUCCCAAUUGUAUGUUUUGGAGAAACACUACAACUGCAGAUUGUUGGAUUUCUUUAAUGAAACAUUUGGUGUUAGAAGUAACCCGUCGCUUGCUGAUUACUGCGAGCUUUGGCAGACAUGGGAAAGAUCACUUCACAGUUUGACGCAUUCGGAGUGUUGUGCAUUCUGGCGUUUUGCUGUUAUGAAGUGCCUUAGCGCAAAGAAAGAAGAAAUUCUCGCUGGAGAGGUGUCGAAGUUGCCUGUCGUCUCUGGAGGACAAAUUCUGAUGUCGGACAAGCUCGACGUUUACAUUGCGGAUGACCUUCAAUUGAAGGAACUCUUCUCAGAACACUCAAUAUUUGCCUGGUAUCCUCAACCAAGUUCUCCCUAUUUGCCUCGGACAAAAUUGAUGGAAGUUUACAGGGGGAUCGGAGUUCGUGGCAUUUCCGAGUCUGUGCAGAAAGAAGAAGAGAACUCCAUAGCAGCCACAGCAGCCUACAAGUGUAAGCAUCUGAAUCUCUUCACAUGGAAGAAUCUAGCCAAGAUCAUACUAGGCUUUCUAGCUCAUCCAUCUCUCGACAUGGAAGUGAAGGCAAGGCAUGAAAAAGUGAAGAACCUCCUUGAUCUCACUGUCCUGGAGACACCGGAGCCAUUGACCGUCACCUACAGCCUGACUCUAUCUUCAGGUGAAGUCAUCAGAGUGAAAGACACCCAAAUGAUCCGCUGGGAUAAGGACAAAGGCAAAUUGUACACACAGAGGCUAGAGGAGAGUGGAAGCGGAAGAAAUCUUCUUGAGUAUGCCUGCCGUUUCUCUGAAGUAAUCGCAAAGGGAGUCCUUUGGGAGCAGAAAGAGGAACAAGUUACUGCUCUCUCUGCUAUAAUCAAGCUGGCUGUUCUCGUCAAAUUCGAAGGAGCAGCCGUUGACUUCCUGAUGAAGACCAAUAAUCUGCAGAUCUUCAUGGAAGAUGAGGAGUUCCUCUCCUCUGCGUUUCCUUCUUCGACUUAG